GGAGAGCUGCAGGAACUCGCGGUGGGUGCCUUGGUGGUGACUGAGUAUCCCUGGUGAUGGGGACAGCACCUUUCAGGGGCUACAGGCAGAGCUGGGACUUCAGGCUGGUUUUCGAACCACUGUCCUGCUCCCUGUGCUCCUGGCUGCUCUCUGCUCUUCCAGGUCCCCGGCGCAGGCGUGUGCCCGUGGUCUCCUCGUGGGGAGGAUGACGGCCAAGAGCAAUGGCCUGCACCGCUCCCCGGCCGCCCUCAGCCCCUGCCUGCCUGCCCCAGCCGGGCCUGACAAGGACGGGACGGAGCUCAGCACCAGCAGGACCUGCUCCACCCAGGAUGAGGCCUCCUCGGAGCUGCAGAGAGGGACUACCCCGGCCGGGGGGGAGCAGCCGGCUGCCCCCGCUUUCCAAGGCAGGCGAGCUCUGGCCAGGAUAGUGCGGCUGGUGCUGGUGCUGAGGGACUGGGCCAGCAAGAGCUUGCACGAGGAGCAGCAGAGGCCUGACCCCUUCCUCGAGCGCUUCCAGGGCCCGGAGCUCCAGAUGGUGGCUGCAGAUGCCAGCAGCGAUCCAGAGGAUGAGGAGACCGAGGAGAAAAGCAAAAAGAAGAAAUGGCAGAUCUUUGUGGUAGACCCUGCGGGGGACUGGUAUUACCGCUGGCUGGCUGUCAUUGCUGUUCCUGUCCUCUAUAACUGGUGCUUGCUGGUGGCCAGGGCUUGCUUCAGUGACCUACAGAAGACCUACAUUGUCCUCUGGCUGGUGUUGGACUACAUCUCAGACACUAUCUACAUAGGGGACAUAGUGAUCCGCCUGCGCACAGGCUUCUUGGAACAGGGCCUCCUGGUUAAGGACCCGAAGAAGUUACGGGAUAACUACAUCCACACCUUACAGUUCAAGCUGGAUGUUCUCUCCAUCCUGCCCACAGACCUGGCCUACUUUGCUGUGGGGUUGCAUCGUCCUGAACUGCGAUUCAACAGGCUGCUGCACUUCUCCCGCAUGUUUGAGUUCUUUGACAGGACGGAGACCAGAACCAGCUACCCCAACAUCUUCCGCAUCUGCAACUUGGUUCUUUACAUCCUAGUCAUCAUCCACUGGAAUGCCUGCAUUUAUUAUGCCAUCUCCAAGGCCAUAGGCUUUGGGGAGGACAGCUGGGUCUAUCCCAAUGUCACAGACCCCGAAUACGGGUAUCUCACCCGGGAGUAUGUCUACUGUCUCUACUGGUCUACGCUGACUUUGACUACCAUUGGAGAAACCCCGCCCCCUGUGCGUGAUGAAGAAUACCUUUUUGUGAUCUUUGAUUUCCUCAUUGGUGUCCUCAUCUUCGCCACCAUUGUGGGGAACGUGGGAUCCAUGAUAUCCAAUAUGAACGCCACCAGGGCAGAGUUCCAGGCAAAAAUUGAUGCCAUUAAACACUACAUGCAGUUCCGCAAGGUGAGCAAAGACAUGGAAACUAAAGUCAUCAAGUGGUUUGACUACCUGUGGACAAACAAGAAGGCGGUAGAUGAACGAGAAGUCCUCAAGAAUCUCCCUGAUAAGUUAAGGGCAGAGAUUGCCAUCAACGUUCACCUGGAGACACUGAAAAAGGUGAGGAUUUUCCAGGACUGUGAGGCAGGUCUACUGGUGGAGCUGGUGCUGAAGCUUCGCCCUCAGGUGUUCAGCCCAGGGGAUUACAUUUGCCGUAAAGGAGAUAUCGGGAAAGAGAUGUACAUCAUCAAGGAGGGGAAGCUGGCUGUGGUGGCGGAUGAUGGAACAACACAAUAUGCUUUGCUCACUGCGGGAGGCUGCUUUGGCGAGAUCAGCAUCCUCAACAUUAAAGGGAGCAAAAUGGGCAACAGGCGCACAGCCAACAUCCGUAGCUUGGGCUACUCUGAUCUUUUCUGCCUGUCAAAGGAAGAUCUGAUGGAAGCAGUCACAGAGUAUCCUGAUGCUAAAAAGGUCUUGGAGGAGCGGGGCCGGGAGAUCCUGACCAAGGAAGGGCUGCUGGAUGAGUCAGCUGCAGAGGCAAGCAUGGAAGGGAAGAGCGUGGAAGAGAAGCUGGACAGGCUGGCCUUGAACCUGGACACUCUUCACACCCGCUUCGGCCGGCUUCUGACAGAGUACAAUGAUGCCCAGAUGAAGCUCAAGCAACGCAUCACUGUUCUGGAGUCCCAGCUGAGGCAGCAGGAUCUGGAGGACUUCUUCUCGGAUAGCUCAGACAGUCUGCCUUAGGCUAAGGAAGAAGCUACACCUGGUGGGAUGCAGUGCAGGGGCGCAGAGGCCAGCUAGGUGAUGUCUCGCCCUGUGUGAGACGUUAUUUCACAUGGCAGUGCCUCUGGCUGCGUUGCCUGGACUUCCCUCAGGUCCUUAGCGCUGCUGCUGCCACUGCCUCAGUGGCAGCUCAGAAGGUGGCUCCAAAUCCGGUGUCUGUCCUAGCUCCUCCUCAGGCCUGUCUCUGUUUUCAUUGCCUUGAUGUGAGACCUUGGGCUUGGAUCAGUACAAAGAGGGGAAUGGCUAAUGUCACUGCUACCACUUCCUCCCAGCUUAGCAAAUGGCCUCUGCCCAGCUCAAUUCCCUCUUACCACUUGCCUUAACAGGAGGUGGGACGUGACCUUUGCUGGGGGUGUACCUGGAUGUGCUGCCCUCCCGUGUGUGUCAGGGAGAUCAGAAUCACGGCACACACAGCCUGCCACGUGCCACCCACUUGUCUGCACCAGGGCAGGGGAGGCAGUCUAGAUACUGCAUUCCCUGCAGAUAACAAAACCACCCCACCGAGAGAGACCAAAUCACAGGCCAAAUAUUUACAAAGGCAUUUUAGGUCUGGCUUUUAUAACUCACUUCAUGUAAAUACAGCAUCUCCACUGAGUGCCGGCAGACACCCGGUCCGCACGGAGUGACUCCGUACCCGCAGGACACCCAAACUUAGCUAAGAAAGCCCAAUCUGUGCCUCUUACAUCUGCAAAUGAGGAAGCUUGUCUGGGUCACCGUGACUCCAUAGGUCAUCUCCACCUCCUACUCCGAGGAUGGAUAUCCAGCUGGAAGGGCAGGCAGCUGCUCUGCCCACCACUCUUCUCCCUUCUGCUAUAUUCAGUGCUUGAGCUGUCCAAUUGCCCUGGCACGAGCAGCUGGGUACUCUGCACCACGCUUUCCUGGGGGACAGCAUUCCUGAGCCCUCCUGCUGCAGAGCUGGGGUGAUUUCCUUUUGGACUGUGGAGGACUCAGAUGACAAGUACAAUACGGAGGUAGAGACCUCUCCUUGCUGAACGACGAUGUCUGUUACGCCAUGUGCAGAAGGAAGACAGUAACUGUCUCUCUCAUCUCUCUAAUGACGGCUAGAUGUGCCAGGAAGGGUUUGGCUGAAAUGACACGCUCUUUAGGAACAAAGCAGUGAUGGGACCCAACUGUGCCCGUAUUUGCUUUACCGUUGGUAGCUCGGAAAGAGCGCAGAACACAUUUAUUUCCUUCGGCAGGAGGUUUUCUUGAACUCGGUGGGAGUUUUGGGGCCUUGCAGGCCAGUUGCUGACUGUAGGAGAAAUGAAGGGUAGAGUUAUGGGGACGUGCCUGUAAGGGUGAAAACCUGGCACCAUCACAGCCACUGGCAAAGCUCUGCCAGGCAAAGCCCCAUGGGCUCCGUGGUGCAAGCAACUUGUUGGCAAGAGCGCACUGCAGGAAGGGCCACCAAAUCCCUGCAAACUCCCUUGCACAGCAUCCUUAGCAUUAAUUCUCCCUGUGCCUAUGCCCUAAUGGGUGCUGUGCAGGUGCUGGGACUGGGGGAUGCAACCUCCCUGCUUGCUCACCGUGACUGCAUGCACACCUCUGGGACCUCCUGCUCCUGCCCGCUGGGUCCAUGGGGUGGGCUGGUUUACAAGGAGAAGGAAGUUCAAUGCAGAAGGGUAUCUGGGGGAAAUUCGUGCUCUGGGCCAUACUCAGCCCAUAGUUUGGCUAAAACAAUGGGGUGGUGUGGGAGCAUAUCAACCCCGAAAGGCCCAUGGUGGAAAACUGUGAGUAUUUGCCUUGUCCUUUCUUUUCCCUCCAAAAUGAGACUGCCUUUCUUAGUUAUGGGUGAGGAUUUUCUGUUUAAAAUGAAACGCCCUUGCUUUUGGGAUCGCUGGGCGAGGGAAGGUUAAAUUACCAGCAUUAGAAGGUGGAGCGGGAUCAAAACUCCUUUGCUGCCCGUCACCGAAAUGUCAGGCUUUUCCGUUUAAUUGGUACCCAGGCGGGUUGGGCUGGAGACGAACCGGCUCCUGCUCUGCCUUUUCCCUCUCUUGACACCGGGAUCUCCCCGUGCCGUGUCCCGGCGCUGCCGGGCUGGCCGCGGGGCUGCAGCCCGAGGAUGCCGGCACGGGGCCGGGAGAGGGAGCUGUGAACCGCGGAACCGGCAGCAGCUCCCAGGCAUUGCCCUGCCACCGGCUGCGGGCACAAACACCCGGGGUUUUGCUCCUCUGCUGCAGGGGAGGAGGGUCUGCUGGGGGGCGCAGCCAGCCCCGGCUGGGUGCCCAGCUCCUGCCCCCGGCCUGGGGAGCUGCUGGCAGCUCGGGGGAUGUCCCGGCUUCUUCUGAGGCGGUGGGAGGGGAGAGAAAAAAUAAAUAAAGGGCAAAAAAACUCUUCCUUCCCCAGGUUUAAUCCGAGAUAAUAAUCCACUCGGGAAACUCGAAGCCUUCAGACCAAUUACCCCAGACGAUGGCUUUGCAAAUGCAGAGCAGAUCCCGCUUGUUUUCCUCGUGGCGGCAAGCCAGGAAAUCGUAGAUUGAUGAACCGCUUGAUGGGCCUGCUAAUGAAAUUAGCAGCAGCUCCAUGAUUUUUCCAGUGAGCAGGACAGGCAGAUGCCGGCGAGAAGCACACAAUGGCACAGCUGCGCUUCUGGGCUGCCUGCAUUCCCAGCGCGGUGGACACGGGGCACGGCAGAUGCAGCUCUGGGGCUGCCCGUUUUACAGGUGGCUUCAGCACGAGCCUCUGCUGCGUGAGGCUCGCCGGGAGAUGGGGAACAGGAGCUGCCAAAGGCUGCUCCUGCGGGCUGGCACCUGGGGGGACAAGCGGAGGGUGCAAGGGUCUGCUCAGAGCCCUGCAGAGUUCUGCCCCUGCACCGUGGUGCAUUAAGCUGCCUUGGCUUUAUAUUAUCAAUAUGUAUUUUUUUCUAGAUCUCUCUCAUUGCAAAAAAUAAUCCCCUGUACAAUGGAGGCUUUCUCAGUUGUGCACUGUGGGUGGGAGACAUCAAAUACGGAGCAAAUUCUGCAGUUUUGCCUCGAGAAAAGGCAGACUUGAGGGGAAGUGGGGGUGCCUCGCCAGGCAGCUGCCCCUUCCAGUGCCAUCGAGCCCGGGGAGCCCCCUGCCUUCUGCUGCAGCUUUCUGCAAAUCUGCUCCCAAAGGAGGGUGUAUCUUCAGCCCUAGCCUGCCUCAACCAGAGAUGCAGGAAAAAGACUGGGAUUUUCAGGUGAAUCAACCGUAAAUGCUCUGUGUGGCACUGGGCUUCCCUCCUCCUCUCUGAGCACCACUUCUAGGAAAGCAAUCAUCACUGGAUGAUACCCAGAAAAAGCUCUCUGGUGGGCCUCUGGGAAAUGUAAGGACACGUUUCAGAGCUGAGGGAAAUGGAGCCAUCUUGGCAGGACACAGCAGUGAUGACUCCUGCCUCCUGUCCACCUGCUUUUUGCCUUUCUUAAGCAGCUCAUGAAGAGCUGUGCCUGCUAGGGGCGCAGCUGAACUGGAGUCCCCUGAAGCUGCGAGCUCUGCCCAAGGGUCUCUGGUGGUGCUGGGCAGUGGGUGUGUUGUUUGCAGCCCCUGAUGGGUGUCUGCAGGCUUUUAAAAGAGAGAAAACUUCCUGAGAUGUUUUGGUGAGUCUUGUUUCGCUGAGGUUGGGUCUGCCCUUUGUUGUGCUUUCUCCCCUGCUUCUUCCCUGCUCAAACACCGGGGUGCUGCCGCCUCCUCGGUUAAACAAGCAGAAGUACCCGUUCCUCCCCGAAUCGGAGUCUGUGUUGCCAUGACAGCAGCUCAGGGUGAGCAGGAGGUGAAGGCACCGGAGUGGAGGUUAAGCCCCGGGAUGCCUCCCCGACACACUCCUCCCCUCGGCCCACCGCAUGCUGCUGGCCGGGGAAAAGAAGGUUCCCAAGGUACGAAGUUUGGGAGGAACUCCAGCACUCCUCGGAGGAGCUGUAAGGGCAUCUCCAACAGAAGUCCUUGCCCGCAGGAUCACCCUCCUGAGUCCUGUGGUGUUGCACUUGGGUGCCCUGCUCUGUGCGGCACCUGCUCGGUGUGUGGGAUCAGAGGGGCCGGGAGCUUCCACUAAUCUUAGAAAUACGCAGGGCGCACUGAGCUUGGUGAGUGUUGGUACGGAGCUAGGGGAAUGGCAAUCCUGGGGGCUUCUCUGGCAAAGAAGAG
Messenger RNA from Oxyura jamaicensis (ruddy duck), 6337 nucleotides. RefSeq names its product cyclic nucleotide gated channel subunit alpha 2 (gene CNGA2). The transcript has 7 exons. Gene Ontology annotation, cellular component: intracellular cyclic nucleotide activated cation channel complex; plasma membrane. Gene Ontology annotation, biological process: potassium ion transport; monoatomic cation transmembrane transport. The record is from RefSeq and is a predicted model, not a curated record. Lineage: Eukaryota; Metazoa; Chordata; Aves; Anseriformes; Anatidae. Gene Ontology annotation, molecular function: protein-containing complex binding; intracellularly cGMP-activated cation channel activity; intracellularly cAMP-activated cation channel activity. The coding region runs from base 206 to 2197 and encodes 663 amino acids.